Ramularia collo-cygni is the source of this 966-nucleotide messenger RNA. RefSeq lists its product as uncharacterized. Gene Ontology annotation, cellular component: ubiquitin ligase complex; cytoplasm. Gene Ontology annotation, molecular function: ubiquitin conjugating enzyme binding; zinc ion binding; ubiquitin protein ligase activity. The transcript has a single exon. Gene Ontology annotation, biological process: ubiquitin-dependent protein catabolic process; protein polyubiquitination; positive regulation of proteasomal ubiquitin-dependent protein catabolic process. The record is from RefSeq and is a predicted model, not a curated record. NCBI's taxonomy places the organism in Eukaryota, Fungi, Ascomycota, Dothideomycetes, Mycosphaerellales, Mycosphaerellaceae. The coding region runs from base 1 to 966 and encodes 321 amino acids.
AUGAGUCGGAACUUCCCUUCCGCCAUCAUGCCGGACUUCAAGUGUGACACCUGCUUCGAAAUGAAGACCGGCCUUCCGACCCUGAUCAGAUCGAACGCGCUCUGCUCAGAGUGUGUCGAAACGAACAUCCUUCCCGCCUUUGUAGCCGCAUGCAAUCACAUCUUUCACCUCCCAGCCAGAUUCGGUAUGGUAGUGAUUGACCUGGAUAGCGUCGCCAACGUCCUGCCGCCAGACCUCGUCACUCGAUACGUCGAGCGAAGCCGAGAGGCAGGAACACAGUUCAAGCAUCGAAUGUACUGCAAGCACACCGCAUCAUCCGGCGAGCUGUGUGGAGUCUUUCUUGGCAGCCGCAUCGAUAGCCAUGCCGACGUGGUGUGUACUGCGUGCCUCCGCCCAUCCUGCGAGGACGGCUUCCCUCGCCUUGCCAACGCUUUCCWCUUCUGCGACAUCCAUCCUGCCCCAAAUCCAACCGCUGGUCUCUCAUCGGUCACUCGCGGCAAACAGUGGCAAGCCUGUCCAGAUCAGGAAUGCGGAAGGCCAGUUCAACGUAACUUGGGAUGCAACCAUAUGACAUGCCCAAUCACUGUUUGCAAGACCGAGUUCUGCUUUCAAUGCGGAUGGCGAGUGGACGAGCACACUUUGAAAACGCAUUUCGGCUGGGACGGUCAAGGCUGCGAUCUGGCGGACGAGACUCCUGGACCGACAGAGGGAUUCGCCGAGUGGGGAGAUGCCCGUGAGCGUUUGCGAGCGUACCGCAGCAAUGGUCGAGUGCUGCCCGAUGGAAAUGAAUCUCCCUCCAGCAGCACCCAGACACAGCCCAAUCUGCUGCCCGUUCGCCAUGAUCCAGUUCGUGCGCAGCGUGCGGCCGCCGCUCGAGCAAUUCUCGCUGCUGGACGGGCUCGCGAAGAUGAUCCUAAUGGGCAGGACAGCUCUCUCGCUGAGCCGCCUGGCUCGGGUGAUCGUUAA